Hibiscus syriacus is the source of this 1108-nucleotide messenger RNA. Its product is annotated as homeobox-leucine zipper protein HAT22-like. Lineage: Eukaryota; Viridiplantae; Streptophyta; Magnoliopsida; Malvales; Malvaceae. Bases 44 to 967 code for a protein of 307 amino acids. The record is from RefSeq and is a predicted model, not a curated record. Gene Ontology annotation, biological process: regulation of DNA-templated transcription. Gene Ontology annotation, molecular function: DNA-binding transcription factor activity, RNA polymerase II-specific; sequence-specific DNA binding. The transcript is spliced from 3 exons.
ACAUCAAGAUUCUCUGCUACGUUUUAGUUUUUUUUUAGACGCAAUGGGAGUCGAUGAUAUUCAUAGCACCGGUCUUUGCCUUGGUCUAGGUAUAGGCUGCCUUGUUAAGCAAGAAGUUUUUUCGCGGUCGAAUCAUCAACAACAAAAGAAGAAGAAAUCUUUCGUCAAACAUGAUGAGUUUUCCCCAUUUCUUUCGUUAGGUCCAUCACAUGACAUGCAUGGAUCUUUUGUGAAGUUUGAUUCCAGUAAAGCACGUGGUGAGUCGGUUGAUUUGCAACAACGUCAAGCCUCUUCUCUCAGUCUCAGCACAGUUUCUUCGUUUUCUAACUCGAGUGUUAAGAGGGAGAGAGAUUUUGGCGGUGAAGAGGUGGAGUUGGAGAGAGUUUCUUCGAGGGCCAGUGAUGAAGACGAAGAAGGCGGUCCCAGGAAGAAACUUAGGCUUAGCAGAGAACAAUAUGCCAUUUUAGAAGAUAGCUUCAAAGGACACAGCACUGUAGACCCUAAACAAAAGCAAGCUUUAGCAGAACUGCUGAAUCUAAGGCCCCGGCAAGUGGAAGUAUGGUUCCAGAAUAGGAGAGCCAGGACAAAGCUGAAACGGAUUGAAGUAGAUUGUGAGUUACUGAAGAAACGUUGCGAAACACUAACAGAAGAAAACAAGAGGCUUCACAAGGAACUGCAAGAGCUCAAAUCAUUGAAACUAACGGCAUCAUAUUACAUGCAACUUCCAGCAGCCACCCUCAGCAUGUUCCCAUGUUGUGAAAAGGUUGACAAUGGAGGUGAAGGCCCUUCGGCUUCGGCAUCCAACACUUUUACAAUUGGGCCGAAAUCUCACCUCUUCAGUCCCUUCACCCACCCCAUCUGCAGCCUGCUAGAUAACUUGUUCAGGGCCAUUGAACAUUGCUACUUCUCUUCAAGGGUAUAUAAGUGUCAAAUAUAUGCGUGUAUGUAUGUGUGCAGUAAUUAUUAAGACCUUGCUAGACUUUAUGUCUAUACAUUUCUUUCAUUACUUAAAUAUUUUGUACAUAACAAAAACUGACAAGGUUUUUUAUUAGUACUAUCCAUGCUGAUUUUGAUUCAUUUAGUGGAGUAAUUUUCUAUAGCUUUCGGU